Molecule: messenger RNA, 669 nt
Organism: Saccharomycodes ludwigii
Lineage: Eukaryota; Fungi; Ascomycota; Saccharomycetes; Saccharomycodales; Saccharomycodaceae
Gene: NOP6
Product: Nop6p
Exons: 1
Coding region: 1-669 (222 amino acids)
Molecular function (GO): RNA binding
Source: RefSeq, a predicted model, not a curated record
AUGACAGAUAUUGGUAAUAGCACUGCAACCGGUACUCAAAAAUUAACUAAAAAACAAUUGAAAGCCAAACAAUUUAAAAAAACUAAAGAGGAACGUGAAAAGGAAAAAGAUUUGAGGAAGAGAAAAAAGGAAGAAGAGGAAGAGGGAAACGAUAAACAGGAAUCUGCUGCCCCGUUGAAAAAAAAGAGGAAAACUAGAAGAGGUAAAGGCGGUAAAACCAAGAAUAAGAAUAGUGGUAAUAGAUUUAUUAUAUUUGUAGGUAAUUUACCAUACGAUGUGGAUAAAACUGAUCUAAUUGCUCAUUUUAAAUCAAGUUCUCCCGAUGAAAUUAGAAUAAGAUCAGACAAAGGUAUUGCCUUUUUAGAAUUUGAUGGUGCGAAAGAUAGCGUAAACAUUCAAAGAAGGAUGGAUAAAGCGUUAUUACAGCAUAAAACUUUAUUGAAGAACAGAAGGAUAAAUGUCGAAUUAACUGCUGGUGGUGGUGGUAACAGCUCUAAUAGAUUAGAAAAGAUUAAAAAGAAGAAUGAUGUGUUGGAUAAAGAAAGAGACGAAAGAUUAACUAAAUUGAAAAGUGGGAGUGCCACCACUAAUAACAAUAAAACGAAUAAUAAUACCAUUUCUGUUUCAUCCACCCAUACACAUCCAGAUAGGUUAAAAUUGCUAAAAUAG